Messenger RNA from Podarcis lilfordi (Lilford's wall lizard), 303 nucleotides. Lineage: Eukaryota; Metazoa; Chordata; Lepidosauria; Squamata; Lacertidae. The record is from the annotation of a GenBank genome assembly.
AUGGCUGCCUUCAUUCCAGUCCUUCUCUUCCUUGUAAACUGCAAUGCAUUACCCAGGCCUAACAAAAACCGGACCUCUCCCAUCACCAUCAGUCCUGCUGCAAUUUCUGCUUCUAUAGCCACCAUAACUGAUGCUGGAUCCUACCAUAAAUACUGGCAGGUGCGCCGUGUUAAGACAAUCAAAUUCAUGUUACAGCACACAGUAAUGCAUCAGCGUGCCACACAACAAAUCGUAACAACGCCAUCAUUCAUGGUGCACUCAAAGCACAAUCAGCCUUUUGGAAAACCUGCUGCUGUAUCUUGA